This is a messenger RNA of Rhagoletis zephyria (snowberry fruit fly), 1457 nucleotides long. RefSeq lists its product as uncharacterized. Gene Ontology annotation, molecular function: protein binding. The record is from RefSeq and is a predicted model, not a curated record. Lineage: Eukaryota; Metazoa; Arthropoda; Insecta; Diptera; Tephritidae.
GCCCUUCGAGAAAUUAAUGUAUCAGUCGUGUUUUAAUUUCUGCUUCUGAUGGCACGCGAAUCUUCCGGAAGUUUUGAGAGUAGAAAAUAAUUUUCCAUAGCAAUAUUUUUUGCACAUAAGAGAAGCGAAAAUUGUUGCCUAUAAAUAACUGCGAAUACAAGUAUUUCCACUGUAAAUUGUUAAGAUUUAAUUGAAAGCAGCGGACUAAAGAGCGGCAAAUAAAAAUCUUUUAAGAGUAAAAUAAAUACAAAAACACGUAUUACACAGAAAAGUUCUUGCCAUUUGGUAAUAAAAACAUACGUGUAUAAUGGGAAAAGUGGAUAAAUUGUCAACGGAGAAGCACGAGGGUGAUAUCACCUGUCUGGCCUACCACAAUAAUCAAGUGUUCUCCGGCGGCGCCGAUGGUAAAAUCAAAAUUUGGGAUAAUGAUCUAAAUCUAAUUAAGAGCGUGGACGCACAUGAGACUUACAUAUAUGCCAUGGCAAUAAAUACACGCAACGGUAAACUCUACUCCAGUAGCUGCGAUGGAUGUGUGAAAUUUAUGGCAUCACCCUACGAUAAGACUGAACAGCUUUUCUGUUGUGAGGACGCCAUUCAGGCGAUGUAUUGUGAUGGAGACACCCUGUACACGGGCGAUGAGAAGGGUGUUGUGACAAAUUGGAUAGAUGAUAAAAUCAAAUUUAAAUAUAAUCUUGUUGAAGAGGUAAAAUCAUUGGCCGCUGAAAAAUCUCUUAUUUAUACUGUGCGUGAUUUGGAUGUGGUUAUAUCGGAAAUGAGCGCUGGUAAAUCGGGUAAAUAUAGCAAUAAAGCAGUGCUUCCGGGUAAAUCGCCAAUGACUUUAGUCGGACCUGUAUUGGAUGGUAAACGAACAUUCCUCACAUAUGCUGAUCGUACCGGUAAAGGUUUGACGUUUGCGAAGAAUUUGCCGCUACAAAAGUUCGAGAUUGUGUGGAAUUUACAGGACUGCCAUGAGCUGAUCAUUCAAGCGAUUUGCGGUGACGAGAAAAAUCUUUAUAGCGGUGGCUACGACAACAAAGUCAAAGGCUGGACAAAUUUCGAUCAGGCAAAACCAACACCCCUAGGUGAAGUAGAGGUCGGAAGUUGUGUGAAUGCAAUCGUUUGUGGCGCAAAUAAUUGGGUUUAUAUUGGUACAUCAGAUGGCAUUGUACGAAGAGCAAUAUUUGUUUGAAACCGACCAUGUGCCUUUCUUUUACAUACAACUGUAUUUACUAUUAAAUUACCUAUAUGUUUAUUGAAUAUUGUAACAACUCUUUGUCUAAAAUAAAGUUUUAAAUUUUUAUUUUUAUGCCAUAAAAACUGUGGUUCGUUGUAUGGAAAAUAAUAUAUAGAAAUCCCGGACAAAUGAAGGUAUAUUAAAUAUCCACCAAUUUGCAUUCAAAAUUUUUUGAGAUUCUUUUUUGCGCUGAUUACGAAUCCGUAAGUAUAAAGUAUCCAUC